CUGCGCAAGGUCCUCAAGGUCCUCGACGACCGCAUCCUCGUCUUCGACCCGCCCGAGACCAACGCCGUCGCCUCGUUCCAGCGCCAGAUCCUCCCGAUGCAGGGCAAGAAGACCAAGGACAUCCGGUUCUGCUUCGACCGCGUGUUUGACGAGGACUGUGGCCAGGAGGAGGUCUACGACGGCAGCGCCAAAGCGCUCGUCUCGCACGUCAUGGACGGCUUCCACUCGACCGUGUUCGCGUACGGCGCCACCGGCUGCGGCAAGACGCACACCAUCUCGGGCUCGCCGACCCAGCCCGGCAUCGUCUUCCUCAUCAUGAAGGACCUGUUUGCGCGCAUCACGGCCAAGUCGGACGAGGUCGACUUCUCGCUCACCGUGUCGUACCUCGAGGUGUACAACGAGACGAUCCGGGACCUGCUCGCGCCCGAGACCGGCGUCCUCCAGCUGCGCGACAGCCAGGACGGCAUGGCGACGCCGGCAAACCUGAGCACCAAGGAGCCGACGUGCGCCCACGACGUCGUCGAGUGGAUCACGCUCGGCAACACGAACCGCACCGUCAACUUUACCGAGGCCAACGCGACCUCGUCCCGGUCGCACGCCGUCCUGCGCGUCACGGUGACGCAGAAGCCCAAGGCGGGCGGCCUCACCGACACGUCGACGUCGGCGUGCCUGUCGGUCAUCGACCUCGCCGGCUCGGAGCGCGCGAGCGUCACCAAGAACCGCGGCGAGCGCCUCAACGAGGGCGCCAACAUCAACCGGUCGCUCCUCGCACUCGGCAACUGCAUCAACGCCCUGUGCGACCCGCGCAAGCGCGGCCACGUCCCUUACCGCGACUCGAAGCUCACGCGCCUCCUCAAGCAGUCGCUCGGCGGCAACUGCAAGACGGUCAUGAUCGUGUGCGUCAGCCCGUCGAGCUCCCACUACGACGAGACGCACAACACGCUCCAGUACGCCAACCGCGCCAAGGAGAUCAAGACCAAGGCGAUCCGCAACGUCAUCUCGGUCGACCGCCACGUC
This is a messenger RNA of Rhodotorula graminis WP1, 1017 nucleotides long. RefSeq lists its product as uncharacterized. Gene Ontology annotation, molecular function: ATP binding; microtubule binding; microtubule motor activity. The record is from RefSeq and is a predicted model, not a curated record. Lineage: Eukaryota; Fungi; Basidiomycota; Microbotryomycetes; Sporidiobolales; Sporidiobolaceae. Gene Ontology annotation, biological process: microtubule-based movement. The annotation marks the transcript as partial. The transcript has 2 exons.